AUGGGUGCUGGCCAAUCCGCUGAACAUAGUGGAGCAACUCAAGAGGAGCUAAGCUACAUUCUCGCGGAACGUUUCGCGACAAAAUGCUUCACGCCAUUAGAGCUCACGCACUUCAAGGACAACUUCUUUUCUCGAGCUACCGAACAAGGCGGGCUGAAGUAUUGGAAUGAAAGGACAUUGUCUGAUUUCCUAGGCAUCCCAGAUGGCAGUUUCUCUGCUUCUCACGAGAACCCUCUUGAUGCAGGCCCGGUUCUCUUUCGUAUGGUCUCGUAUCUUGGGGCUUUUCCAUUCCAGAAUACCCUGGCACCAAGUGUUUUGACCUUCGACGCAAUGGUGAAAGUCGUCGUGCUGCUGACAGAGAGAUAUGGCAAAGUCCUACGACGGGGCCGCAAGGAUCGAGUGAGAUUGUUGUUUGGGAGUCUGGCUGAUGUUGGUAGAAAGGAUGUUGGAGUUGCAUCCCAGAAACCGGAAGAAGAUAAUGAGGAAUCUACCAUGGAAGAGGGAACUAGCGCCUCUAAUGCGCAAUCUCAUGUACCUGGGUUCUCGAUCGAUGAGCCUGCGAAUGAUGAUUACGAUGAAGACGAAGAUGAUGAUCUUGCUCUCGCUGCGCUGGAGACACUUGAUGCCAUUGAAGUGUUUAAGCAUGAUCACCGAGUGGAUCGAACGGUUUACGAAACACGAAUCUCUCUUGAUACGUUUCGCCGUUUACUGAUGUUACUCCUCGUUAUUGCACCCUUGAACCCAUUGGAGUCUGUUAAAAUCUACACCUCAGAUCUCGGGCCUGAGAGAGUGGAAGCAAUUCAAAAGGAAGCAGAUAGUAUCAUUUCUGCUUUCUCACAUGAGGAAACUGACGGAGGAAUUUCAUAUCGUGCUUUUGCUCGGACAAUUUCGACCUCAUUACCUUAUCUCUUUGAUCCUUUAACAGCCUUGUUCGAGCAUCUGCUUUUCAGCAAAAACUUAGAUUUCUCCCAGAAGCGUCAAAGGGGAUCAGAAGAAGAGGCAGCUGAAAAGCCCGAAGAGAUGAAUCCUCCACUAUCGGUUAUGCUCUCCGGUACCUUUGAGUCGAAUAUUUUGACACCCACUAUGAUUUCUCACCUUUCAUUUUUCCUACCUGCUGUUUCGCCAUCAUUAAGUCUAUUCCGCAGUGGUGCACGUCUUCACCCUGUUUUCUCAACUGCUGCCCACGGAUCUUCACUCACCUCGUUCUCUCACCACGUUUUGACCUGGCAAAGCUCUUCUCUCAUGAUUCUUCAGGGUGCGGUAGAAGGAUCAUCCGGGGACAUGGUCACAAUAGGUGCAUACAUUCCACAAUCCUGGAAAUCAUCGUCAUCAACAAGCACUUCGUCUCCACAACAAUUAUCCAGCCCCCUCCCCUACCUAUUCCAAUUAUCCCCGUCACACUUGGUCCUCCAAGGAAAUACGUCUUCAACCGUCGCACAGGAUAAAAAUCUGCCCACAGCAUGGUUCUCUUCACACUCCGGUAUUGCUCUUGGCUGCCAAAUUCCCCCACCAUCUCGCAGCCACCAGACCCAUCCAAAGCCACAUGGUGCUGGCAGUCUCCUGAUUGACGUGAACCUCGAAUCUGUUGAACUUCAUGUCGCCCCUGUCGGACACGAUGGUGUAUUUUUACCAUCUGGCACCUCAUCGCUCCAAGAUAAAGCAAGUAAGACAACUCUGGAUCUAUACAGUCUCGAGAUCUGGGGCAUUGUUCCUGAUCCUGAGCUUUCACUUUCGAAUUCAAAUGUAAGUGCCGUCGAUCAACAGAAGGCCAAGUGGGAAUUUGAGGCGCGAGAGGCAGAAAGGAGACGGAACGUUAAUCUGAAGGCUGGAACGGGCGAGUCUGCGAAGGAGAAUGCAAGAUGGCUUUUAGAAACAGCUGGGCUUAUUGGCGACCACGGUCAAUCUGGUGGAAGUGUUUAA
Penicillium angulare is the source of this 1920-nucleotide messenger RNA. RefSeq names its product TLD domain-containing protein. The record is from RefSeq and is a predicted model, not a curated record. The transcript is spliced from 2 exons. NCBI's taxonomy places the organism in Eukaryota, Fungi, Ascomycota, Eurotiomycetes, Eurotiales, Aspergillaceae. Bases 1 to 1920 code for a protein of 639 amino acids.